AUGCAAGGACCUCUGAAAUCAAAAACGGAUAUGCCGAGAAAUGUGGCAACAUUUUCGAUGAGGCGUAACGGCCUUGUUUCCAGUGUUGCUCACUUGAAUAGUAGCUCUGGCACUACUACAAGUGUUCUCGUCCUGCCUGUAGUUUGUAUGGACCCCCUCUCCCUGCUCACUCGCACAUAUGUAAAUGGUGUUCCUUCGUGCAAUAUUUACAAGGUUAUUUUUGCUAUUGCAAAUUCGUCAAUGUGGAAAUUACAGGCCUGGGCACAGUGUUCACAUUAUGCUAGAAGGAGAAAAAGGGCUCUUUCUUGUUCACAGUCACAUGAACUCUUGUUGGCAGACCUUUCGCUCAAAUUUUUGACAGGUUUCCUCGCAAGUAGAAAUGGCAGUCGAACCCAUUGCUGCUUAUCCGAAUCGAUCGCCUUAUAUAUGGAUCGCUCAAAUAUUUGUUAUUCAUAUGAAAAUUGCCAAGAUAACAUCACUAUUGCCGCACCGGAUGUAGGAAAGUAUGUAAAUUUCUACAUGAAAAGAUACUAUAGCAAGGAGGGUAGGUGGAACAACCUGCAAGGAUUCGAAGCAGACGAAGAGCAGACCGAAGUGCAAAGAGCGGUGGAGCCAAGAAGCAGUGCAGUAGUUGAGAAUGUGCAAAUGGAUACCAACACAGCGCCCAUAGCUGGUGAAGGCAACAACACACCGUCCAAACAGACAACUUCCACAUCUCCUCAAAAAGCAUCGAGCGGCUCCUGUUACACACCACAAAAACUGUCCGGAUACGAGAGUGAAGAUCAGCUUCUCAAAGAAACCGAUUUGGAGCUGCUGGAUAAGUACUUCGUGGUGCAAGGAAGGAAGCUCCUAGAGCUGUUUUUCCUCACUCGAUGCGACUGUGAGAUUAGUGAAACCGGGGUUCGCCUGUCGAACAACGGUUCCACUCCCAUCAUUCAAUACGUCACCAAGGGCAUAAAGCCACAAAUCAAGAGAUGGGAAGGGCAGGAAAAGAUCAGCUCAGGUCGUAUCGACAAGCUCUACACCGGCAACGCGUUGGCGUGUAUCGCGGCUACAACUACGGGAGUCCGCAUGAAUAAGUUGCGGCGGUGGGCUUCAGAAAUGGGGCUAGUCCUACCAUCUAUGUCCGCGUACAAAGAUCGGUUUGAAGAAGUAACGCCGUGCAUCGAGGCCGUCUACGAAAGGCACCAGAACCGCAUCAUUGAUGAGAUAAGGGCGGUCUGCCAGAACGAUCCGUGGGAUAUCGCAGUAGACGGCGCGUAUGAUUCGAGAGGCCACAGUGCAGAGCUUUGCAAGGUACUAGCUGUGGAUCUCAGGACCAAACUCUGCAUACACACGGAAGUCCUAGAACGCUCAGAGACAGAUAACAUCAGUCAAAGAAUGGAAAAGGAGGGCUUCCGCAGAAUGCUGCGGUGGUUCAAGUCAAGGGAAAUACCCAUCCGUUCGGUAGCAACCGACCGCAGCGCAGUGUUUGGGAAGGAGAUCAAGUCGUACAACAAAGAAUAUGGGGAGACCACGAGUGGAAGCUGGAUAGGUGGCAUCUGGCCAGAUACCUUGACAAUAAUCUUCACGCGGUAA
Messenger RNA from Cylicocyclus nassatus, 1578 nucleotides. The record is from the annotation of a GenBank genome assembly. NCBI's taxonomy places the organism in Eukaryota, Metazoa, Nematoda, Chromadorea, Rhabditida, Strongylidae.